UUUCAAUGUGAGUGACAUUAAGAAUGAAGAAGAAGACCGCAGAAUUUAUGAUUUUUUUUUUCAAGAAGUUCAAUUGCAUAAAAACGUCGUAGAUUGCAAUAUAACAGGAUUACGAAAAUCAGCUAUAGAAAAUGGAUAUGGUAGUUCAGGAUCCCAAAAACAUACCGUUGGAAUUGGCAGGAGCCGGGCAGCCGGAAAAAUGUGUCAAGUGUGAAGCAGAUCUCCAAAAGUGGUUGCGUUCCGAGGCGUACUAUGAUUUGAUUGGCUUCAUCAAUGGAAUAAGUACGGCCAUCCAGGGAAAAAAAAUCUCAGAUGAUUUAUACAUUUCACCGCAAAUGGAAAAGUUAUUGGGGAUAUUUGAGAAACUUAACAGUAUGGUUGAUGAGACUCCACCUACUGAUCAACCGCAACGUUUUGGAAAUAAAGCUUUCCGCACAUGGUCACGUAAAAUGAAUCAUGAAAUAUUUCUCAUACUUCAAAGCUGUAUACCGAGCGAAAAGUGCACUCUUGUAACAGAAUUGGGGUUUUAUCUUUCGGAAUCGUUCGGAAAUUCAGUCCGCAUCGACUAUGGCACAGGCCAUGAACUCUCAUUUAUUUUCUUUAUGUGUUCCUUGUUCAAAGGUGGUAUAUUAGAGGAAAAAGACAAUGUUUCCUGUGCUCUGCGUCUAUUCAACACGUAUUUGAUAUUUGUGCGACGUCUUCAAAAAACCUAUAGAAUGGAGCCUGCUGGUAGUCAGGGUGUGUGGUCAUUAGAUGACUAUCAAUUUGUACCAUUUAUUUGGGGCAGUGCCCAACUUGCAUGUAAGAGCCCAAUAACCCCAGAAAAGUUUUUGGACGAUGAAGUUAUAAAUGCAAUGAAAAAUGAUUACAUGUUCAUUGCCUGCAUAGAUUUUAUAAAACAGGUGAAAACGGGUCAUUUCGCAGAACACUCAUAUCAGCUGUGGAGCAUAUCCGCAGUUCCUUCUUGGGCCAAAAUAAACUCUGGACUUGUUAAAAUGUAUCAGAAAGAAAUUUUGUCGAAAUUCCCUAUAAUGCAGCACGUUCUAUUUGGAAACUUAAUGACGUUUAACCCUGUCAAACCUGGAACUACAAUAUCAAGUGCACGAUUGGGAUUUAUACAACCUGCACCCCCACCCAACAAGAUGGUCGCAACGAAUAGCCUUGUUUCAGAAAAUGCAGUAGUCGAAGACAAAAAGGUUGAAUGAAUUUCAUUACUAUGUUAUGUAUAAAAUUGGACAAGGCCCAAGUUAAAAUUCUUCAACACAAUGAUUCGAUGGUUACUUUAAAACUUGUAAUACGAAUUACAGAUUUGAAAACUUUGGUACUAAUAUUAGCUGUAUGUAUUCACAAUAUCUUAAUAUAUACAUCAAUACAAUUUUA
Molecule: messenger RNA, 1380 nt
Organism: Musca domestica (house fly)
Lineage: Eukaryota; Metazoa; Arthropoda; Insecta; Diptera; Muscidae
Product: serine/threonine-protein phosphatase 2A activator-like
Exons: 6
Coding region: 132-1205 (357 amino acids)
Biological process (GO): mitotic spindle organization
Cellular component (GO): nucleus; cytoplasm; protein phosphatase type 2A complex
Molecular function (GO): peptidyl-prolyl cis-trans isomerase activity; protein tyrosine phosphatase activator activity
Source: RefSeq, a predicted model, not a curated record